Echinops telfairi (small Madagascar hedgehog) is the source of this 1689-nucleotide messenger RNA. It is a transcript of the gene NMNAT3, whose product is annotated as nicotinamide nucleotide adenylyltransferase 3. The record is from RefSeq and is a predicted model, not a curated record. NCBI's taxonomy places the organism in Eukaryota, Metazoa, Chordata, Mammalia, Afrosoricida, Tenrecidae. Gene Ontology annotation, cellular component: mitochondrion. Gene Ontology annotation, molecular function: nicotinate-nucleotide adenylyltransferase activity; nicotinamide-nucleotide adenylyltransferase activity. The coding region runs from base 219 to 944 and encodes 241 amino acids. The transcript is spliced from 2 exons. Gene Ontology annotation, biological process: NAD+ biosynthetic process.
GGCCUUGUGGUUAGCAGCCCAACUCACAACCACUACUCCACCAGGGCUCCUACUAUCCCCAUUAUACAGAUCAAAACCGGGUCUGCGAGAUGGUCUGAAGUCACACAACGAGGAAAUGCAGAACCAUUGACUCAGAUCCACCAGAUUCUAUCAGCCCACGGCCUGAACCACCAUCAACACUAACUCCGCUGCUACACAGUGAGAGCAAUCAGACGAAAAUGUCAGUAGAGAGGAGUUCUGCGGGUUUCCUUGCUUUCACACAGGAAAUGAAUGGUCCGCAGGCAGGGAACUGUCUGGGGCAAGACGUUCCAGAGGACCCAGGUGGUGUCUGCUCCCUACACAGCGCCUGGCACAGUGCCUGGCCCAUACGAGCCUCUCCACAGAUAUGUGGGGGACGUGUAGCCCCUGGGAGGCUAUGGGGGGUGGACGGUGGACAUAGACCAAGCCGUAUGUUUCAACACAGGCAUCAUCGCAGUGAACUGCUCAGAGCCCUGCCCCAGACAGAUGGCCCCGGUGACAUGGCGCUGCCCCAGGCCGCUGCAGCCUCACCGCAGCUGAAGUUGCUCUGUGGAGCCGACAUCCUGAAGACUUUCCAGACCCCGGGCCUCUGGAGAGACUCACACAUCCAGGAAAUCGUGGAGAAGUUCGGCCUGGUAUGUGUGCACCGGGCAGGCCAUGACGCCAAGGCGUACAUCUUGGCAUCGCCCAUCCUACGGAGGUACCAGGAGCACAUACACCUGGCCCGAGAGCCGGUACAGAAUGACAUCAGCUCCACCUACAUCAGGCACGCCCUGCGCCUCGGGCGGAGCGUGAAGUACCUGCUCCCGGACGCCGUCCUCACCUACAUCCAGGACCACGCUCUAUACACUGGGGAUAGCCCCGCCAGGAACAAGGAAAAGACAAGCCGAGUCGGCGAGACAGCCGGCUGCCCCUCCUCCUCCUAGCUUCCCGUGAGGGGAAGGCCGCUGCAGUUUUGUCUCAUCUUUCUUCUUCUUUUUACAUUUCUGGUCUUUCUGCUAUGCUUUACUUCUGGGGAGUUUUCCAGCCCCAUGAGCAAGCCCUCCUCUGAGAACCGCCUGCCUGCAUCUCAACCCCAGGCUUCUCUCUGGAAGAUGGUGGGUGGCCAGCCAGCAGGAGGGUGCUAUUUCUCAGAAGCCCUGAAAGCAGGGCUUGCCUGUUUACUUCAUGCAAAUGGUUCACUGUGAGCCCCAGUGAGCUCAUUAGAAGGGGGAUCCUGGAUGCACAGAGGGGCACAUCACAGCUGCCCACCGCACCCUGCCCCGCCCUAGCAUUCUUUGUCUAGUGUCCAGCUGGCCUGCUGGGAGUGAUCUGAAGAUGCUCAUUUUACCCACCAGCCACUGCUGCCCCCACCCCACCCUAGCAGAAUGUUAGCAGGGAAGUCAAAGCCAGAAAGUAGCUCUUGGCUGACUUGCACCGAGUCUUCCCAUCAGAACCGUUGUCUGCCUGCUCCCGGCCACUGAGAACACUUACAACACUUACGCAGACUCUGAGGAGGGCCUCAGACAAUGGUUUGAUCCACCGCUGCCUUGUAAACACCAGCACUUCUAAAAGGAGCGGAGGCAAAGCAGACGCCUUGGCUGUUUCAGAGCAUCGUUGUGAAUGUUUCAUGGCCGCCUGCCUACAUGAAUAUUGGCACAGAGCUAAAUAAUAAAUUGACAUCAAAAAGUA